AUGGCGCCACACUAUGCGAUGCUCGAUACAAGAGCCCUCGAUGCCGCAAGCUCUCAUCUCGCCAAGCGCGACCUAACCGUCACUCACACACAAGCGGUGACGCUAGGAGUGAUGGCCGUGUAUGUGGUCGUUAUCGCGCUUUUAUGGAACUUACCCUAUCUCCGAUGGUCGCUGUGGCCUUUCAAGAUGCUGGUUAUUGCUUUCCAUGAGUUUGGUCAUGCGAUCACCGCGUGCUGCACCGGGGGCAAAGUUGAAUCGAUCUCCCUUGAUCCCCAUGAAGGAGGAGUUACACAUAUGCGGGGUGGAAUUAGCGCCGUCACCCUUCCUGCCGGAUAUCUAGGAUCGUCCAUCAUCGGCGCCCUUCUGAUUUUCGCGGGGUUCGAUAUUGUUGCGAGCAAAGUUGCUAGCAUUGUUCUGGGUGUCUGUUUCCUGCUUACGCUGUGGUGGGCCCGAAGAGACUGGCUGACCAUCGUUACCAUUCUCUUAGCGGUCGGGCUGCUGGUGGCGUGUUGGUUCAUUGCACAUGGAGAAGCGCUGAAGUGGGUGGUGCUUUUCAUCGGUGUCAUGUCUGCUCUUUACAGCGUCUGGGAUAUUUGCGACGACCUCAUUAUUCGAAAGGUCAACACUUCAGAUGCCAGCGUCUUUGCCAAACGCUAUGGCGGCUCUUCGCGCUGCUGGGGUGUUAUCUGGUCCAUUAUCUCCCUCUGUUUCAUGGCCAUCGGCAUCAUUGCUGGCAUUGCAGCAUUCCGGGAGUCCUUCAGCGAGCAAGAAGACUCCUCGAAGCAUUUUAUCCCGACUAUCUAA
Messenger RNA from Aspergillus caelatus, 804 nucleotides. Its product is annotated as M50 family metallopeptidase. The record is from RefSeq and is a predicted model, not a curated record. The transcript has 4 exons. NCBI's taxonomy places the organism in Eukaryota, Fungi, Ascomycota, Eurotiomycetes, Eurotiales, Aspergillaceae. The coding region runs from base 1 to 804 and encodes 267 amino acids.